Klebsormidium nitens is the source of this 2322-nucleotide messenger RNA. NCBI's taxonomy places the organism in Eukaryota, Viridiplantae, Streptophyta, Klebsormidiophyceae, Klebsormidiales, Klebsormidiaceae. The record is from the annotation of a GenBank genome assembly.
GAAAUUCACUCCUCGUCAAUUGGCACUAGUUUAGGAGAAGCAAAAGUGACGGGGGAGGCGGCUGCUCACACUGGUCGUUGCGGCGGCUUUCUUGCAUGGGGCGGAGGUAUCUGUAAAGGCGCACCCGGUCAACAUGUCGUCAAGAAGCUUGCAUGUGUCUGCAUCGCAGUUGAAUCUCGAGAGAGGCUGCAUAAAACAAAGCAGGUCGUCUGAAAGGCCACCAUUACCAAGUACUGGUUGGGCAACCUGCUCAGGAUGCAGACAAUUCUCUCUUGUAGAGUUAAGCGGGUCCUGUAAAUUGCGUCCCCGUAGAAAGUUGAGCGAGUCAGAUGGCGUUGGUUGGAGAGGGGAGGGUGGACAGCUCACUCAAGGCUUGAGCCGGAUGAAUUGGGCCCUGCAAUGUAGAGAAUGGAGAGCAGCUCGGAGGUUGCUGUCUGGGGUGGUGAGAGCAGCGAUGGUGCAGCAGACACGGGCAGACAGCGAUCACACUAGUCCAGGCGUUGAGUUGGCGUCCUCUCUAUUAGAUUCGCUCGCUCCAUAUGUCAGCAUGUACGACACCACAUUACGAGAUGGCGCCCAGAUGGUUGGCAUUUCACUAACCGUUGGGGACAAGCUCAAGAUUGCCCGGCUGCUCACAGAGUUAGGAGCGGACUAUAUAGAGGGGGGUUGGCCUGGUUCGAACCCCAAAGAUGCAGAGUUUUUCCUCCGAUUCCAGGAAGCCAUGGCCGGUGCACCUUGCAAUGCGAGGUACGGCACUCAGAAAACCAAGUUGGCGGCCUUUGGGGCGACCCGUAGAAAGUACUCCUCCUGCGAACAGGACGCCAACGUCAAGGCGCUCGUGGACAGCGGUGCUGAUGUCAUCACUCUAGUAGCCAAAGCGUGGGACGUGCAAGUGACGAAGGUACUUGAGGCCAGCCUGGAGGAGAAUCUGCUUAUGAUAAGAGAAACAGUGGAGUACUUCAAGGCCCUGGGCAAGGAGGUGAUGUUGGAUGCGGAGCACUUCUUUGACGGCUACAAGGCCAACAGCCAGUACGCGCUCGCUGCCCUCCGUACUGCUGCGGAGGCGGGCGCCGAUGUGGUGGUCCUUUGUGACACAAACGGGGGCAGCAUGCCCUGGCAAGUAGAGGACUGGACGCGUGCGGCCAAGGAGGUGCUCCAGGACUGGCCUCACGUUCGCAUUGGUAUCCAUACGCAUAACGACUGCGACAUGGCGGUAGCUAACAGCCUGGCCGCAGUGAGGGGGGGUGCCACUUUGAUACAAGGCUGUAUGAACGGAUAUGGGGAGAGGACAGGGAACGCGAACCUGGUCUCCGUGAUAGGCGGGCUUCAGGCGAAGAUGGGGUACCGCUGCAUCCCCAUGGAGUCCCUGAGUCGCCUCACAGAGAUUGCUUCCGAAGUGGGCGAGAUCGCGGGGCAGCCCAUGAGGCCCAGCCAGCCUUUCGUGGGCUCUAGUGCGUUUGCUCACAAGGGCGGCAUUCACGUGGCGGCCGUUCGAAAGAUGCCCGAGUCGUACAACCACAUGGACCCGCGCAGCGUGGGCAACACGAUGCGGUCGGUGGUGAGCGAGCUGUCGGGGCGCGGCAACAUCCUGGACAAGGCCGAGCAGGCGGGCCUCCUGCUCGACAAGGACGUCGCGGGGAGCGUGCUCGCGCGCAUCAAGCAGAUGGAGAACGAGGGGUGCACGUUUGAGAACGCGGGCGCGUCGGUGGACAUGCUGAUCAUGCGGCGGGACCGGCACUACCGGCAGCCGUUCCGCGUGCUCGAGUUCUCGGUCAUCUCCAGCAACCGGGGCGGCGCGCGCGGCAGCGACUCGGAGGACGACGAGGUGGGCGAGGCCAGCAGCGGGCACUGCGGGGACUGGCUGGACGCUAACAACAGCCACGUGAACCAGGCCAUCGUGAAGCUGCUCGUCGGGAACAAGGUCAAGUUGAGCGCGGCGGAGGGCAACGGCCCCGUGGACGCGCUGAACAAGGCCCUGCGCGAGCCGCUCGAGACCGAGUACCCCCAGCUGCGGCAGACCGAUUUGGCGGACUACCGCGUGCGCCUGCUCGAGUCGGACAUCUCGGGCCGGUCCGCGUCCGACAGCGCGUCCACCACGCGCGUGACCAUCGACUUCGAGGACGAGGACGGCAACAAGUGGACCACCGUUGGCGCGCACACCAGCAUCGUGGAGGCCAGUUUCCGCGCGCUCGUGGACGGGCUCGAGUUCGGCAUCAUCAAUUGCGACGACGAUGGGUGUGACAUCAAUUAGCGGAGCUAUGGUCAGAAGAAAGGCAAGCGUGUUUGUUCAGCCCUUCUGUAGGACAAAGUACUCAACCUGGA